This is a messenger RNA of Coregonus sp. 'balchen', 2228 nucleotides long. NCBI's taxonomy places the organism in Eukaryota, Metazoa, Chordata, Actinopteri, Salmoniformes, Salmonidae. The record is from the annotation of a GenBank genome assembly.
CUGGCUUUUUCUCUCUCAGCUCUUAGCUGUGGGUCACGGCUUCACUCGCUGUUUUCUCACUUGUCAUCUCUCCUUUCUCAGGGCUUCCAAGGCAAGACUGGUCCACAUGGGCCAACGGGUGUGAUCGGACCACAGGUGAGUUAUCUAGUCAGGAGUGAGUGAUUAGAUUAGAACUACAAAGUGAUUAGAACUACAUUUGUAGUUAUUUUGUGACAAUGAAAAUCAAACCUAUAAAUGAGAGCUGUGGGGUAAUGAGAACUCAAGCCUUGUUUUGUCAUUAGGGUAAAUCUGGUGAGACUGGGCCUAAUGGUGACAGAGGACACCCUGGGUCACCAGGACCCCCUGGAGAGACGGGUUUACCCGGAGCAGCAGGCAAGGAGGGAGCCAAGGUGAGUCGGUCGUGUUCAUCUUCAGUGAAUCAUCUUCACCAUCAUCAUCUUCAACACUAUUAUUAUUAUCAUCAUAAAAGGAAUCUAUAGAAGAUCAUACAUAAUUCCUCCAGGACCCUCUCAGAAACAAGAUAUGUCACCUCACCUCAAGGGAUUUAUCCUUCCCACAAAUUUCCAAACUGAUAAAGGGGAGAAAUAAAUUCCUCAUUCCAUACCACACCAUGCUCCGUGCAUUACCGCUCAUAAAAUAUGGAUGUUCCUCUCACUCUGGGAUUUAUCACCUUAUAAGAGCCCUGCUGUCGGCUCACUGGUAGACUCAGGCCUAAUCCUCCCUAUCUGUCUCUCUCUCUCUCUCUCUCUCUCUCUCUCUCUCUCUCUCUCUCUCUCUCUCUCUCUCUCUCUCUCUCUCGCGCGCUCUCUCUGUCUCUCUGUCUCUCUCUGUCUCACUCUGUCUCUCUCUCUCUGUCUGUCUGUCUGAUCUGGUUUCCAGGGAGACCCGGGUCCGUCAGGAGCUCCAGGAAAGAGUGGCCCCGCUGGGCUCCGAGGCUUCAGAGGGAGCAGGGGCAGCCCUGGCGCCAUGGUAAUGAGCUAACGCACCCACCUCACAUCUCCUCACAUCUCCUGACCUUUACCUUACAGACAUAUUACAUUCUGCACUGAUGUAAAGUACUACUGUAUUGUAUAGCGCCCAGUGUUUUAUGUGAAAAUCACUGAAGGCCAGUUUCCUGGAGCCAGAUCAAGCCUAUUCCUGGACUAAAAGGCACUUUUGAAUGGAGAUUCUCCAUUGACCAUGCUACUUUUUAGUCCAAGAGUGGGAUUCAUCUGGGUCUGGGAAACUGACCCUUAGUCAUUUACUUGAAAUAACUGAUGGUCGCCUAUCUGAUGACUGUAUACUCUGACAGUGGGAUGGAAACUGAUUGGUUGGAGUUCCUGUGAUGAAGGCUCUGAUUGGCUCACCUCUGUAUACUUGCCUCUCUCUAGGGCCCUGCUGGACUGAAAGGAGGAGAAGGACCCACCGGUGUGUCAGGAGCAGUGGUAAAUGGGAUUUCAUCAAGUUGCAAUUGUUUAAUUCACAUUUUCCCCACACUACCCCCCUAUCUCCACCUCCAUCCCCCAUCCAGGUCCUUAUGUGGUGUAUAACCAACAAGGACAUGUAGAGGGGGAGGCUGUUACCAUGGAGAUCAUUACCAGUGUACUAAAUCAAAAAGUGAAUCAUGUGACGUUGUCCUCUUACCUCCUCUCUGUUCCCCCAUCGUGUCGUUACCCAGGGAGCCACUGGGGAGAAAGGGCCUUCUGGAACGGCUGGUGCUAUUGGUCAGCCCGGACGCUCUGGUGGGGUCGGCCCUGGAGGACCAAUGGGAGAAAAGGGCGAGCCAGUAAGAGCCUUUGAUCAUUUCCUUAUUUAUUUAUUUUCUAAUGCAACGCUAGUCAAUUUCUAAAUGGACAUACGUACAUCACUGCUCAUUACUGAGAAAUAAACUGCAUGUGUGGGUUCCUCUGUACUGUAUGUGUCAUAAUGAGUGUUUACGUGUGUGUGUGUGUGUUUGUGUGUGUGUGUGUGUGUCUGCGGGUUCCACCCUCUCUGCGUUAUCUAUUAAUCAAUAUGUCUUGGUGCAAUAUGAGACUAGAGUAGUGGCGGUGGUUAGACUAACAAUGUUUCCUCAUCCAUCUGUUCCCUAGGGAGAGAAGGGGCCCAUCGGGCCGGCUGGACAGGACGGGGCGCAGGGGCCAGUGGGGCUGCCAGGGGCUGCUGGCCCCGUUGGGCCUCCAGGAGAGGACGGAGACAAGGUACUUACACCUGUACACACGUACAGUACAGUAGGUACCAUACCACUGUAG